Molecule: messenger RNA, 204 nt
Organism: Penicillium angulare
Lineage: Eukaryota; Fungi; Ascomycota; Eurotiomycetes; Eurotiales; Aspergillaceae
Exons: 1
Coding region: 1-204 (67 amino acids)
Source: RefSeq, a predicted model, not a curated record
AUGACACCUGGAAAGGAGACUAGGUCAGAACAUGUUUCCGGAGCGGGGGACCUGGGUCAACGAUCGCCGUCGACAAGCGAAUUCGACAGCGAGUUCGGUUCCAGGUCAGAAGAGAAGACUGGAGAGUUCAUUUGGAGCGUACCGGCAGCGAAGAAGGGGGUCAUGGGCUUGCCUGUGAAACAGUGUGUUAGUGGCCAGUUCUAG